UCUGUACAGACAUCUAUGUGGUCAGGAAACCGUUUUGCUGUGCUAUAAACUAAGUGUUGUUGCUACUUUCUUGAUUUAUUCAUGGAUACAGGAUGAAAUUAUACGUAUUUAUACUCAUUCUUGCUGUUUUACAUCUUUUAUUUUAGCGUCUCGGAUGAUGUUUGUAUUGCAUUUAGACUUUAUGCGGCUGCAGGUUAGUGCUUGUGGGUCUAAAGGGGAGUCCAAAUUACUUGCUCCAGUGAGCGGCGCGCUCGAGGAGGAGCUUUUAAUUGCUCGCGUUCUCUCUCUCUCUCUCUCUCUCUCUCUCUCUCUCUCUCUCUCUCUCCCUCUCCCUCUCUUACUCUCUCACACGCACACACACACGCACGCGCACACCCACACGCACACGAGCUCUUUCGCUCCCGGCAGUCAGUCGUGCAGUAGCGUGCGGCGAGUUGCGUCUGCAGCGCGCGCGGUAUGCUCUCGUGUCCGGUGUGUGCGCACAGGAGCGCUGCCAUUCCUCGUGCGUAGAGCUGGCGGGCACCGAGACUGGAAGGUCGGCUUGCGACUAUCCUCCUCCACCUCAUCAUCAUCCUCCUCCUCCUCCUCCUCAUCCUCAUUCAGACGCAGUUCCCUGUGGCGCGGCAACCGAGAGCGACAGCAUGGUGGCCAAGGAUUACCCGUUUUACCUGGUGGUAAAGAGAACGAACUGCUCGCUCGAGGUGCAGACGGUGAGCAAAGACGCCGACGUGGGGUAUAGCAGGAAAAUGGAGCCUAGCAACAAGCGAGCGAAGCCUCUGUCUCGAGUCACGUCGCUGGCUAACCUCAUCCCACCGGUGAAAGCUGCUCCGCUGAAGCGUAUUGGACAGACGCUGCAGCGCUCCAUCAGCUUCCGCAGUGAAAGCAGGACGGAGAUCAUGCCUCCUCGGCCGUGGAGCAGACAGGCACCGGCGGCCAGCACCAAGCGCAGAGACAGCAAGCUGUGGAGCGAGACCUUCGAUGUAGGACUGGGACAGAUGCUGUCCUCUAAAGAGAUAAAAAGGCAGGAGGCGAUUUUUGAACUGUCUCAAGGAGAGCAGGACCUGAUUGAAGACCUCAAGCUGGCCAAAAAGGCUUACCAUGACCCGAUGCUGAAGCUCUCCAUUAUGACAGAACAUGAGCUCAAUCAGAUAUUCGGCACCCUGGAUUCCCUCAUCCCGCUUCACGAAGAUCUGCUGAGUCGACUCGGAGAGGCCAGGAAACCCGACGGAUCUACAGAGCACGUGGGCCACAUUUUAGUGAACUGGCUGCCCUGCCUGGACUCCUACAACAGCUACUGCAGUAACCAGGUGGCCGCAAAAGCCUUACUGGAUCAUAAAAAGCAGGACCACCGGGUGCAUGAUUUCCUGCAGCGCUGUCUAGAGUCGCCCUUCAGUCGAAAACUGGACCUGUGGAACUUUCUGGACAUCCCACGCAGCCGGCUUGUGAAAUAUCCACUGCUGCUACGUGAGAUUCUCAAACACACACCUAACGACCACCCGGACCGGCAGCAUCUGGACGAGGCUAUCAACAUGAUCCAGAGCAUCGUGGCCGAGAUUAACAUCAAGACGGGCGAGUCGGAGUGCCAUUACUAUAAAGAGCGUCUGCUCUACCUGGAGGAGAGCCAGAGAGACCUGCUAAUCGACAGCUCUCGCAUUCUCAGCUGCCACGGCGAGCUUAAGAACAACAGAGGAGCUAAGCUACACGUGUUCCUGUUCCAGGAUGUGCUGGUGAUCACGCGGGCCGUCACCCAAAACGAGCAGUUCUACUAUCAGCUUUACCGGCAACCCAUCCCCGUGCGGGAUUUAGAGUGGGAGGACCUGCAGGAUGGCGAGAUUCGCCUGGGCGGCUCCAUCAGAGGGGCUUUUAGCAACACUGAGAGGACCAAGAACUUUUUCCGGGUGACGUUCCGCAGCGGAGGUCAGCUCCAGUCGCACUCCUUCCAAGCCAGUGACGCCUUCAACAAGCAACAGUGGCUGAACUGUAUACGGCAGGCUAAACUAGCGAUCGGCUCUCAGCCUUCCCAUCACACGUCUCCCGGUCUGGAUAAAACUCCAGAGGAGCGCAUGGACCAAAGCGACAGCGACUCCUCAGAAUGUAGCAUGGACACCAACGACCCUGGUGCUGAGGCUGGAACGCAGCUGAUGGAACAUACACACGUGAACGUGUGAACGCCGCGCUGUCGACGUAAACGUGAUCGGACAUCCCCGUUGACCAAGCCGACCUGUACAGUAUUGUCACAGAGAAACUGUCUGUACUUCAGUAGAAGCCACAGUGUAGAGAGAGCACUACUUUUUUCCCUACCACUACUUUAUUUUUCUGUCUGUCUGUCUCUCUCUGUCUGUGGUGCAUCCUGUCGCACUCUGAACUGUGAAAAUGUGUCAGGUUUCCUGUUGUGUGAACAGGACUUGGGUGAAGAGGACUAAUUUGUCAUUCCUCAUAGCGCGACCCUCUGAGGAGAGGAAAGAUUCCACGUACAGAGAUGUAUUAUAGUUAUGUCCACGUACUGUGUUUCGUCUGCAAUAACCACCCAGACAAAACGACCAGAGGAAUGUUUUCACGACAAUCAGGACGUGGUGUUUGAGUGGCUCAAAGUGUUUUAAAAGCCUGAAGGGUUAUACUGACAUUCGUACAGUUAUUCAAGACCAAUCUUGAAGUUCUCAAGGUCAUGGAUGCUUUCCAUGCUUACUGAAGCAAGACAUGAGGAAAGUGAAGCCUAAACCGUGCAGCUUCGUGUCAAACGCGUUUCUACACGUCGUCCGACGUCAGAGCGCAAAAACAUAAACCGUGGUUGCAUGUUACACAAAAAAAGCUGUUUGUACAUGAAUUAAAUAAAAACUGUAGCCUUCAUGCUGUUCCCUGCAAAGAACUAAGUUUUAAUUAGAUAAGCUGCAUCCAGCCAGACAAUAGAGGCUAAUUCUAAUAAAGCACUUUGAUUAAGAAUAAAGAAAAUAUUAAGAAAAAUCAGGUAACAACAAAAACAUCAGUUUUGUGAAAAUAGCAGAGUUGCAGACGCUCUCACUUGGUGUAAAGUUGAAAUCGCUUGUGCCAUGUUGCUCAGCUUAACUCGUGUCCUUUCCCUAAGUGUUUGUGUGUAUGUGUGCCAUCGUAUCACAUCACAAUCUGCGAAAAGCAUUGCCUGUGUUUUAAUCCUGUGCAAGUUUACCUGUGGGCUCUCGUCGUUUCGUUCCACGUUCGAGGAAUCGGCAUCGCCGCUAUAAAAAUAAUUAAAAAAUACAGUAUAAUGUUUUUAUAGAGUUUUGUUUUUAUGUGUUUUUUUUUUUAAAAGAAAUGUAUUAAAGUGUAUGCAGUAGUGUGGUUAUUUAUAGCUCAUUUUUUCACUUGAACUAACUAUGCUGUUCUUUUAUUUCAAGUGCUCAUAGAACAGAAAGAGUUACUGCAGGUGAGCGAAAGCAGGUUUUAUAUACGAUUGGAUUUAAGGACAUGGUUUGAUAGGCCGGAAGUAAAGCCAUACGGAUGGAUACGUGAACGCGUGACGAGUGUGUUACUGAGUGAGCAGUAUGUGUGUAUACCGGUUGAAAGCUGGAGAGUGUAACGAGUACCAAAUAAAUGAUUUUAAAACA
Molecule: messenger RNA, 3581 nt
Organism: Tachysurus fulvidraco (yellow catfish)
Lineage: Eukaryota; Metazoa; Chordata; Actinopteri; Siluriformes; Bagridae
Gene: arhgef3
Product: Rho guanine nucleotide exchange factor (GEF) 3
Exons: 10
Coding region: 642-2168 (508 amino acids)
Biological process (GO): positive regulation of Rho protein signal transduction; intracellular signal transduction
Molecular function (GO): guanyl-nucleotide exchange factor activity
Source: RefSeq, a predicted model, not a curated record